Molecule: messenger RNA, 1591 nt
Organism: Darwinula stevensoni
Lineage: Eukaryota; Metazoa; Arthropoda; Ostracoda; Podocopida; Darwinulidae
Source: the annotation of a GenBank genome assembly
AUGAAGCACACGUGUCGAAGUCGUGAUGAAUUCAUUCACAUGCUUCCAAGGUUGAACGUGAUGGAAGACUUUCACAACAGAUUGGCGAAGGUCGAAGUCGGUGAAAGAACACCCACCAGGGACACUGGAAAGGUGCUCAUGCUUGUCGGACCCACGGGAUCAGGCAAGAGUACUCUGAUCGAUAGUAUUGCGAAUUACGCAUACGGAGUGAAGUUGGAAGACGAUUUCAGGUUGAAGUUAAUCGAGGACAGCGAUGUGUCACAGUCUGAAAGCCAGACCAAGUGGAUCACGGCAUACGUCCUCCACAAGAAAGAGGGAUUCGCUCUACCCUAUACGUUGACCGUCAUCGAUACCCCAGGGAUUGGCGAUACUACUGGUUUGAAAGCAGAUGAAGAUUUGAGGCAUCAGAUUCAAAAAUUCUUCUCUCAAGGCGGAUCCCUAGGCGUAGAUCAGAUUGAUGGAGUAGGUUUCGUUGUCUGGGCCUCUCAAGCCAGGCUCACGGCCUCCCAACGGUAUAUCUUCGAUUCCAUCCUCGCCAUUUUCGGGAAGGAUGUCGAACGCAACAUAUAUGUGUUUGCUACCUUUGCGGAUGACCACAAGCCUGCCGUUCUAGAGGCCCUGAAAAGAGCAGGCAUUUCAUGCAGAAAUGUUUUCAAUUUCAACAAUGCUGCUAUCUUCAGACGGAAGAACGAGACUGAUUAUGAGUUAACUGAGUUAUUUUGGAAAUUCACAACCAAAAGCUUUGAAAAAUUGUUCAACAGUUUUCAAGAAGAACCAGUGAGUCUGACUCUGACGAAGGCAGUUCUGAAGCAGAGAGCUUAUUUGGAAGAACAACUCCAAGGCAUCUUACCACAGCUCAAGAUAUCUAUGGCAACAAUGGAACAGCUGAGGGAAAAAUGUGCUGCACUGAAACAGAACGAAGCUGAGGAAGAUUCAAACAAGCAAUUGCCCUUCACAUCUAAGGAUCCAAGGCACCAAGAGUUAUUCAUGGAAUCUGGAAGAGAACGUGAGACCAACCAGAAUUGCUUCUACAUCGAUGGGGGAGAGGAAAUGAAUAAUUGCCCUGAGUUUAAGAAAUCGGGUAAGAUAGACUCUGAAAAGCAAAUAAAUGUCACAGGGACUCUGCAGGAGCUUGUUAUGAAAUUCAAGAGAGAAAAAGUAAAAGUCCUGAUGCUGACCAAGAAGGCACACGAAUGCUUGCAAGAACUCGAUAAAAUAGCUCUGAAGCCUGAUUUGUUGAAUAUCACGGAUUACAUUGAUAUUUUGAUAGUAGGAGAGAAAAAUGAAGCCAAACCUGGUUUUAUUCAGAGGAUCAAAUACCUUCAAGAUACAAGGGAAAAAGCGCAAUUGCUGGAAGUACUCAAGAAUGACUCUGAUCCUUAUGGGAAAUACUUAGGGGAAUUUGAGCAAGAAGUGGAUAUUUCCUUAUUCGACACAGAUCCCAUCAACGAUUGAACAAUUUUUCCCCGUUCCACACAUGCCAAUAUGACAUGAAAUUUGAAACGCUUUGCUUUCGGGACAUUGACCAAACAGCGGUUCCACAGAAUCCUGUAUGCAUGUUAUUUUUAACUUUCUCUUCAAAAAUAGGUGC